CCCUUCUCACUCCCCGGCGCUCUCAGAGCACCGAUCCUGCCCCAGGCCCUGGCGGGCGCAGUGCCAGCAGCGCCGGCACACGAACCUCAUUUUCAGUCCCUGUCAGAGCCAGGACCAGCUGGAAGAGAAGGCUGUACUCUUUGACGACCCCUGCAGGCGUCUGCGCAUUCUAACACACAGAUGGAUCUCGAUGUGGUGAACAUGUUUGUGAUUGCUGGGGGGACGCUGGCCAUCCCAAUCCUGGCCUUCGUAGCCUCCUUUCUCCUGUGGCCUGCAGCAUUGAUAAGAAUCUACUACUGGUACUGGCGGAGGACGCUGGGCAUGCAGGUUCGCUACGUGCACCACGAAGACUAUCAGUUCUGUUACUCCUUCCGGGGCAGGCCGGGGCACAGGCCGUCCAUCCUCAUGCUCCAUGGCUUCUCGGCGCACAAGGACAUGUGGCUCAGCGUGGUCAAGUUCCUUCCGAAGAACCUGCACUUGGUCUGUGUGGACAUGCCAGGACAUGAAGGCACCACCCGCUCCUCCCUGGAUGACCUGUCCAUAGACGGACAGGUGAAGAGGAUCCAUCAGUUUGUAGAGUGCCUUAAGCUGAACAAGAAACCCUUUCACCUCGUGGGCACCUCCAUGGGGGGCCACGUGGCCGGAGUGUACGCUGCUUACUACCCGUCAGACAUCUCCAGCCUGAGUCUGGUGUGUCCCGCUGGCCUGCAGUAUUCAACUGACAAUCAGUUUGUACAGCGGCUCAAAGAGCUGCAGGAACCAGAAGCUGUAGAGAAGAUUCCCUUGAUCCCAUCCACCCCAGAAGAGAUGAGUGAGAUGCUCCAGCUCUGCUCCUAUGUUCGCUUCAAGGUGCCCCAGCAGAUCCUGCAAGGCCUUGUCGAUGUCCGUAUCCCUCAUAACAGCUUCUACCGGAAGUUGUUUUUAGAGAUCGUCAGUGAGAAGUCCAGAUACUGUCUGCAUCAGAACAUGGACAAGAUUAAGGUCCCUACACUGAUCAUCUGGGGGAAACAAGACCAGGUGCUUGAUGUGUGUGGGGCAGACAUAUUGGCCAAGUCAAUCAACAACUGCCAAGUGGAACUUCUGGAAAACUGCGGCCACUCGGUGGUCAUGGAGAGACCCAGGAAGACAGCCAAGCUCAUCGUUGACUUUUUAGCUUCUGUGCACAGUACAGACAACAACAAGAAGCUGGACUGAAGCCCAGACGGCAGCUUGCGUUCUGCACACAGCAUCCGCUCCUGUCCCCAAAACCUGAUGCGGCCACCAACCACUCUCAGGGAUCCUGCCCCAAACGCAGUGGUGCGCCAGUGUCCCUGAGGAACUCAGUUCCCUAUUCCCAUUCUCCUUGGUUCCACAGAGCUUCAGCAUCCCCAGAAAAUCUCCAAGAUCUCUUUGUCAAAAUGGAAACUCACAUGGAACAAAAUAAGAAAACCCAGCCCCGAAAUCUCCUGAGAAGUCUUCAAGUUCACGUCGCUGACGAGUUUGUGCUGAGCGGCCACCCUGAACCAUGACCAUCAAGGACAUUUUCUUCGAGACAUUCCCUGCACACUGAGAUGUGAGAUGUUUUUGUUGCUUCAAGUGUCUUCCCGUGCAUGGCCAGUGGCUCCUGUAGGAGCAUAGCCCUCAUUCACAGCACCCCCUUGCUUAGGUCUAAUUUAAUUUUGCAUAGAGGCCCAUAUGUGAAUGCAGUCUAUCAGCCACAAGACGGUGGAGAAAGACGGCAAGUUGUGGGAGAUGUUUCUACCUUUUCCUUUUACAGGAACACGUAUGUAGGCCCACUGCUCUGGCACGGCCCGCCCUAGACCUGCCUAGGCAGCACGACGCGCGGCUUGGGGGCGGGGGUGGUUUGGCACUCACGAGUCAGCUCUGCUGUGAGGGAACCGAGGUGCAGCCUGCGGAACACAGGGGGGGUUUCCUAGGGGUCAUUUAUUCUAUUUUAAAGUAGGACUAAUAAAGCAAUAAUGCUCUAGACACCUACCUAAAUAAUCAGAUUCAAGUUCCACACUCAAGCAGCUUCGGGCCUCUAUUCUAUUUUGCUGUGCUCCUGAAAACCCUUGGAUGUACCAUACUAACUUGUUAAUGAAUUCUGUGAAUUCUGUGAACAGUAAUGUGAUUGAAAAUAAGUCUAAACAGCUGUAAAAGUGACCACAAUGAUGUGAAAUAAGUUUAAUAAGUCUA
Chinchilla lanigera (long-tailed chinchilla) is the source of this 2175-nucleotide messenger RNA. RefSeq names its product abhydrolase domain containing 6 (gene Abhd6). The transcript is spliced from 10 exons. The record is from RefSeq and is a predicted model, not a curated record. Gene Ontology annotation, molecular function: catalytic activity. The coding region runs from base 181 to 1194 and encodes 337 amino acids. NCBI's taxonomy places the organism in Eukaryota, Metazoa, Chordata, Mammalia, Rodentia, Chinchillidae.